AUGGAAGAUGCAGCCGAGCCCCUGUUCUCGACACACCCGACUGACGCUGACUGCAUCCCGACCGUAAUGGAGAUCCCCAAGGUCUCAAGCUCGGAUGUCUCGAGCUCGGAGGAGCAUACACCUAGCGAUACAGCAGAGCUGCCUCAUCUGGUCAUCCGGUUAAUUCAAUGCCAACAAUGCUCCCGCCCUUGCGAAGUCCGCUCCGCCUACCAUGCGGGAAUUCAGUCUGUCGGGAAUGCUUACCUGCCCUUCGGCCGCGUAAGGGUAUUACUUACCCCGUGGCGGAGGGGAGGGACCAGGAAUUUACGUGCUUUUGGAAAGGAAGUAAGGCGUGUGUUGGGGAUCAUUGUGAUGGAGACUGCGGCGGUGAUGUGCUGCUUGGGAAAUUGGUUGGUCUUUUUGGGGAAAUACUGGGGUCAGAGGCAAACAAGGCAAACAACGUGCCUCAAGAUUUGUCUCAGGAUGACGGGCCAUUACUGCGAUGGAAAACCGAUGGGCGGAAUCAAAAUGCAAGUGCACAGUUGCAGCGACAUGGGUGGCUGGGGGGGAAUCUAUAACCUGGCACUGGAAGGCCGGUUCCCCUCUGAUGCAUGUGAGGUUAUCUAUGGAGAUUCUACUACCCCAGCCGGAAGCAUUGAAUCGCAGGAUCUCAUUGACUUUCAAACACUGCGAGACAGACUCCGCGCCGAGUUAGACUGCCAGGUUUGCUAUUCACUCGUCUUGGAUCCGAUGACCACGCCUUGUGGCCACACCUUCUGCCGAAAAUGUGUCGCGCGGGUUUUAGACCAUACCGAUCUGUGCCCCAUUUGUCGCCGAAAGCUAGGAAUGCCUAAUGAUCUACAGUCAGAACCCAUAAAUCAGACUGUGACGCGGCUGGUUGACUACCUUUUCCCCGACCAAAUCUCACUCAGGCGGGAGACAAGCGCCCAGGAUGAAACAGGCCCUGAUUACGAGAAGAACUUGCCACUUUUCGUGUGCACCCUAUCAUUCCCGACAAUGCCGACUUUCCUCCAUGUCUUCGAGCCCAGGUACCGACUUAUGAUUCGCCGUGUUCUCGCAAGUGGAAAUGGAAAGUUUGGUAUGGUCAUGUACAACCGGCAACGCCGGGCACUGCCAGGUCAACGGGAAGACGUACCAUUCGUGCAAUACGGAACCCUCUUGAUGAUCGAGCGAUAUGAGUUGCUUCCUGAUGGCCGCAGCCUUGUGGUGGCUACAGGCGUGUCGCGGUUCAGGAUACUCGACUCGGGAAUGCGGGAUGGCUAUUUUGUUGCCAGAACAGAGCGCGUAGACGAUAUCUCGCUCGCAGAGGAGGAGCGGCUCGAGUCGAUGGAAACCUCAACGGAUGGCGUAAAUGCUCUGCCAGAAGAGAAUGAAUCUGAUCCCCCAUUAGACUCAGUGUCGACGCAACAGUUACUCCUCUUGGCAAGAGAUUUCAUCAGCAACCAGCGCAGAUCUGGGGCUCCUUGGCUGCACCCACGCGUUAUGCUAGCAUAUGGUCCCAUCCCCACAGAUGCAGCGCUCUUCCCUGGUGGUUUGCAAGCAUUUUGCCCAUCUCCGAAGAAGAAAAAUAUCCUAUACUCGCUGCCACAAGUGUUCGAGAGAGACUGA
Messenger RNA from Penicillium mononematosum, 1608 nucleotides. RefSeq lists its product as uncharacterized. The transcript has a single exon. Bases 1 to 1608 code for a protein of 535 amino acids. The record is from RefSeq and is a predicted model, not a curated record. Lineage: Eukaryota; Fungi; Ascomycota; Eurotiomycetes; Eurotiales; Aspergillaceae.